CCCCGCCCCCGCCCCGGAAGCGCUCCCCGAUCCUCGGUUCCGGUGCCCGCGGGAGGCGGCGGCAGGACGGGAUCUGCAGUGAGGUGCAGAGAGCUGCUGCAGCCCGGAGCUCCCGCUGUUCCCUGGAGAGCCACCGACAUAGCGGGAUAAAAAAGGCUCUCAAUCAAUCCCAGGGACCUGCUGCUGGCUGGGACCACCAUGACAGACUCCAAGUACUUCACCACCACCAAGAAAGGGGAGAUAUUUGAGCUGAAGGCUGAGCUGAACAGCGACAAGAAGGAGAAGAAGAAGGAGGCUGUGAAGAAGGUGAUCGCCUCCAUGACUGUGGGCAAGGACGUCAGCGCUCUCUUCCCGGACGUGGUGAACUGCAUGCAGACAGACAACCUGGAGCUGAAGAAGCUGGUCUACCUCUACCUGAUGAACUAUGCCAAGAGCCAACCAGACAUGGCCAUCAUGGCAGUGAACACCUUUGUGAAGGACUGCGAGGACCCAAACCCGCUGAUCCGGGCUCUGGCCGUGCGGACCAUGGGCUGCAUCCGUGUGGAUAAAAUCACGGAGUAUCUCUGUGAGCCCCUGCGGAAGUGCCUCAAGGACGAGGACCCCUACGUGCGCAAGACGGCCGCCGUCUGCGUGGCCAAGCUGCACGACAUCAAUGCCCAGCUGGUGGAGGACCAGGGCUUCCUGGACACCCUGAAGGAUCUCAUCUCCGACUCCAACCCCAUGGUGGUGGCCAACGCAGUGGCGGCUCUGUCAGAAAUAGCCGAGUCCCACCCCAGCAGCAACCUCCUGGACCUCAACCCCCAGUCCAUCAACAAGCUGCUCACGGCCCUCAACGAGUGCACUGAAUGGGGCCAGAUCUUCAUCCUGGACUGCCUGGCCAACUACAUGCCCAAGGAUGACCGGGAAGCCCAGAGCAUCUGCGAGCGGGUGACGCCGCGCCUGUCCCACGCCAACUCCGCCGUGGUGCUCUCGGCCGUGAAGGUGCUGAUGAAGUUCAUGGAGAUGCUUUCCAAGGACCUGGAUUACUAUGGCACGCUCCUGAAGAAGCUGGCCCCGCCCCUGGUGACCCUGCUGUCCGCAGAGCCCGAGCUGCAGUACGUGGCUCUCCGCAACAUCAACCUCAUCGUGCAGAAGAGGCCUGAGAUCCUGAAGCACGAGAUGAAGGUGUUCUUUGUGAAGUACAACGACCCCAUCUACGUCAAACUGGAGAAACUGGACAUCAUGAUCCGCUUGGCCUCCCAGGCCAACAUAGCUCAGGUGCUGGCAGAGCUGAAGGAAUACGCCACGGAGGUGGAUGUGGAUUUUGUGCGGAAGGCGGUGAGAGCCAUCGGCCGCUGUGCCAUCAAGGUGGAGCAAUCAGCCGAGCGCUGUGUCAGCACCCUCCUGGACCUCAUCCAGACCAAGGUCAACUACGUGGUGCAGGAGGCCAUCGUGGUCAUCAAGGACAUCUUCCGCAAGUACCCCAACAAGUACGAGAGUGUCAUUGCCACCCUCUGUGAGAACCUGGACUCCCUGGAUGAGCCCGAGGCCAGGGCUGCCAUGAUCUGGAUCGUGGGGGAAUACGCCGAGCGCAUCGACAACGCCGACGAGCUGCUGGAGAGCUUCCUGGAGGGAUUCCACGAUGAGAGCACCCAGGUUCAGCUCCAGCUGCUCACGGCCAUCGUGAAGCUGUUCCUGAAGAAGCCCACGGAGACCCAGGAGCUGGUGCAGCAGGUGCUCAGCCUGGCCACACAGGACUCGGACAACCCCGACCUGCGGGACCGGGGCUACAUCUACUGGCGCCUGCUGUCCACGGACCCGGUGGCCGCCAAGGAGGUGGUGCUGGCGGAGAAGCCGCUCAUCUCGGAGGAGACGGACCUGAUCGAGCCCACGCUGCUGGACGAGCUCAUCUGCCACAUCGGCACCCUGGCCUCGGUGUACCACAAACCCCCCGGCGCCUUCGUGGAGGGCGGCAGGGGCGUCGUGCACAAGAGUUUGCCCCCGCGCACCGGAUCGAGCGAGAGCGCCGAGAGCCCGGACACGGCUCCCGCGGGGGUGCCCGCAGCGGAUCAGCCCUCGGUGAUCCCCACGCAGGGGGACCUGCUGGGGGACCUGCUCAACCUGGACCUGGGUCCCCCCGUCAGCGGGCCACCCGUGGCCACCUCCUCGGUGCAGAUGGGCGCCGUGGACCUCCUCGGGGGGGGCCUGGACAGCCUGAUGGGGGACGAGUCGGAAGGGCUGCGAAGCGAUGUGGGAGGCAGCCCUGCUAUGGGUGGUGGCAGCGGCGGCUUCGCUCCAGCUCCCGGCACCGCGGUGCCCUCAAACACGGGGGCACCCCUGGGCAGCGGCCUGGGGGACCUCUUCGACCUCACUGGCGGGGUGGGGACCCUCUCAGGAUCCUACGUGGCUCCCAAAACGGUCUGGCUCCCUGCCAUGAAAGCCAAGGGGCUGGAGAUCUCUGGCACCUUCAGCAGGCAGGUGGGCUCCAUCUCCAUGGACCUCGUGCUGACCAACAAAGCCCUGCAGGUCAUGUCUGACUUCGCCAUCCAGUUCAACCGCAACAGCUUUGGCCUGGCCCCAGCAGCUCCUCUCCAGGUCCACGCCCCACUGGCUCCCAACCAGUCCGUGGAGAUCUCCCUCCCCCUGAACACCGUCGGCUCCGUCAUGAAGAUGGACCCCCUCAACAACCUCCAGGUCGCGGUGAAGAACAACAUCGACGUCUUCUACUUCAGCACCUGUACCCCCUGCACAUCCUCUUCGUGGAGGACGGCAAGAUGGAGAGGCCAGAUGUUCCUGGCCACUUGGAAGGACAUUCCCAACGAGAACGAGACCCAGUUCCAGAUCAAAGACUGUUCCCCUCAACCCAGAUUCCCGUGAGCAGCAAACUCCAAGGCAGCAACUACAUCUUCACCAUCGCCAAGAGGAACGUUGAGUGCCAGGACAUGCUCUAACAGUCCCUGAAGCUCACCAAUGGCAUCUGGGUGCUGGC
Chiroxiphia lanceolata (lance-tailed manakin) is the source of this 2968-nucleotide messenger RNA. RefSeq names its product adaptor related protein complex 1 subunit beta 1 (gene AP1B1). The coding region runs from base 199 to 2856 and encodes 885 amino acids. Gene Ontology annotation, cellular component: membrane coat. NCBI's taxonomy places the organism in Eukaryota, Metazoa, Chordata, Aves, Passeriformes, Pipridae. Gene Ontology annotation, molecular function: clathrin binding. The record is from RefSeq and is a predicted model, not a curated record. The transcript has 23 exons. Gene Ontology annotation, biological process: vesicle-mediated transport; intracellular protein transport.